ACGAGGGAGGUUAUUUGGAUAACUAUCAAAACCCUAAAGCUACAUCUAUUUUCUGCCUAUAUAUAGAGGCAAAAUCUCAAAUUAAAAGGUACCCCACCUCUUUUGAUCAAUUUUUUUGGAGAUUUUUCAUCGGUAGCGAUUGGAUCAACUUUCCCGCAUCUCGAAAAUUGUUGGAGUGAUCAUUUUUGCACCAACAACUAUCAUCCAACUAUUAUGGCUAUAGUUAAAACCAGGGCUUUUGAGACUCGGGCAACUGCUAUUGUUAAUAAGUUAGGUUUUAGUAGGGCCUUUGUUGUUGAUCCUGUUGUUUUUUAUGGUGGGUUAUGGUUACUUUGGGAUCCUGCCAUUGUAGAUAUUUCUUGUGUUUCUACUUCUCGUUGGUCGAUUCAUGAUGUGGUCUCGAUGGUGAAUUCUCCUUUAUCUCAACCUUGGCUGCUGUCUUCUAUCUACGGUAGUCUUAAUCAUGUUACUCGGCAAAGAAUUUGGGCUGAGCUUGAAUCGGUGUCAUCUUUAUCUGGUUGCAGUUGGAUGGUUUUGGGGGAUUUUAAUUCCUUUUUGCAUAGUCAUGAGAAAAUUGGAGGGAACCCGCUUUCUUUGUCACAAUCUCAAGAACUUAAUGCGGUUUUUAAUCAAUGUGGUUUGAUUGAUUUGGCUUCUUCCGGUCCCAGAUUCACUUGGAAUAACCAUCAGAUAGGUCAUCAUAAUAUUAAGGAGCGUCUGGAUAGAGUGGCUGCUAAUGGUUCCUUUCAAGUUCUUUUCCCAUUGGUUCAGCAGGUGCAGGAGGUGUAAUUCGUGACUGCUCAGGUUUUUUUGUGGCUGGUUUUGCACAUCAUCUUUGUACAAAUUCGUCGACAACAGCUGAAAUGUGGGCUAUAAGAGAUGGUCUCCUUCUUGCUCUUAAGCUCAAUAUUACACACCUGACUGUAGAUAGUGACUCCUCUUCUACAAUAGCUUUUUGUAACUCUUCUGUUUCUCCUCCUUGGUACUUGAGAGGACUUCUUCUUAACAUUCAAGAGCUGGUUAAGUCCUUUCAAGUUGUUAGUUUUACACCACCUGCGUGAAUCAAACAUGGUGGCUGACGCUCUGUCUAAAAAGGCAUUAGCACCUUCUGUUUUUGAGGAGUGGAUUCUCCAUCCACCUCCUUUUAUUUUGGAUGAUCUGUGUAAUGAUCUGAUGGGGACGGCUUUGCCCCGACUUGUUAAAGCCACUUAGUCUGUGUAUAAAGUUGUUUGUUUACCAACAAAA
Molecule: messenger RNA, 1245 nt
Organism: Papaver somniferum (opium poppy)
Lineage: Eukaryota; Viridiplantae; Streptophyta; Magnoliopsida; Ranunculales; Papaveraceae
Exons: 3
Coding region: 214-789 (191 amino acids)
Source: RefSeq, a predicted model, not a curated record